AUGCAGUGCCACCCAUACCAGUCACUCUCGAUCGAUGCCAGAGUCAAACAUGUGCACAACAACCCCAAAUUCGACCUCCGUGCCGGAUUGCAGAGAGGCAUGACCGACAUUCCAAGGUUAAGAGAAGGGGCGGUUGGUGCUCAAUUCUGGUCUAUCUGCGUUCCAUGCCUUCGAAGCGCAGAGAACUUCAGUACACCGGAGUACUCCGAUAUGGCAUGCGAUGAAAUUGAGCUGAUUGAUACGACCACGCGUAUGGUGCAGAGCUACCCCGACGUUUUCGAGAUCAUCAAGGGCGCAGAUAAUGUUGGGAAAGUGUAUCGCGAGGGCAAGAUCGCCUGCUCUAUGGGUAUCGAAGGCCUCCACAUGGCUGGAAACUCGAUCGGCAUUAUUCGAGCCUUUUACACCCUCGACUCGAGCACUUCAAAGAUUGGUCCUGUUCACGGAGGCCUGUCAAAACUAGGUCGGUCGGCAGUCAAAAAGAUGAACCGGUUGGGCAUGAUCGUGGAUGCCAGUCACGUCAGUGAGGACUGCGCACGACAGGUCCUGGGACUAAGCCUAGCGCCAUUGAUGUCCUCCUACAGCAACGUCAAAGGCUUCUUCGAUUGUCCACGUAAUGUGCCGGACGAUAUUCUGGAUCUCAUCUCAAGUAACGGAGGUGUCGUAUGCGUCACCUUUGUGCCAGAGCACGUUGCCAGUCGACGCAAGGAUGCGAAGAUGGAAAUGGUACUGGACCACAUGUUCUACAUCGCAGAUCGCAUCGGGUGGGACCACAUCAGUCUUGGCUCCGACUUCGAUGACAUUGCUUCUGUGAUCCCAGGCCUUGAAGACGUUCAGUGCUAUGCUGCACUGAUGCAAGCCAUUCUCGACCGUGGCGCGACCGAGGAACAGCUGCGCAUGGUAAUAGGAGACAAUAUGCUGAGGGUGUGGAGGGGAGUCGAAAGAGUCAGAGACCAGAUGGCCGCGGAAGGCGUACUUCCCGUGGAAGACGUAUGUGAAGGACGACAAUGGUGGCGAUAUGACCGGUAUUAUCACAUACCGGACCCUGAUCCUGAAGAUAAGCUUGGGUUAGGUUGGUAUGGCGUCCCGCCUCCAGAAGGGUUGUAUCAUGGAGAUUAG
Messenger RNA from Didymella exigua CBS 183.55, 1116 nucleotides. Its product is annotated as Metallo-dependent hydrolase. The record is from RefSeq and is a predicted model, not a curated record. The transcript has 3 exons. Bases 1 to 1116 code for a protein of 371 amino acids. NCBI's taxonomy places the organism in Eukaryota, Fungi, Ascomycota, Dothideomycetes, Pleosporales, Didymellaceae. Gene Ontology annotation, biological process: proteolysis. Gene Ontology annotation, molecular function: metallodipeptidase activity.